Hipposideros armiger (great roundleaf bat) is the source of this 2220-nucleotide messenger RNA. It is a transcript of the gene CEPT1, whose product is annotated as choline/ethanolamine phosphotransferase 1. Gene Ontology annotation, cellular component: Golgi apparatus; endoplasmic reticulum membrane. The record is from RefSeq and is a predicted model, not a curated record. The coding region runs from base 205 to 1455 and encodes 416 amino acids. The transcript has 9 exons. Gene Ontology annotation, molecular function: ethanolaminephosphotransferase activity; diacylglycerol cholinephosphotransferase activity. Lineage: Eukaryota; Metazoa; Chordata; Mammalia; Chiroptera; Hipposideridae. Gene Ontology annotation, biological process: phosphatidylethanolamine biosynthetic process.
CUCGCCGUUCGUUCCGACCCUGUAUCCCUUUACGGCUAUCGCGAAAGUGUCGUGAACGCUGCCUCCCAUCAGAGUCACCCAGUCGGCUGGAGGCGGAGGUCUGGUUUCUCCCGGUGUGCUUGCUGGAGUCCAGGUAAAGACCAGCUACAAAAAGCUAUAAAAGAAGAUAAAUUAUUCUCUCCAAAUAAAAGAAAGCCAAAGCCCAUGAGUGGGCAUCGGUCAACAAAGAAACGAUAUGGAGACUCUCAGCCGGAGUCCCCUGUGGGCUUCGGGCACAUGAGUGCUCCUGGGUGUGUGUUAAGUAAAUUGUUUCAGUUACCUACACCACCAUUAUCAAGACACCAGUUAAAGCGGCUGGAAGAACACAGAUAUCAGAGUGCUGGGAAGUCCCUGCUUGAGCCUUUAAUGCAAGGGUAUUGGGAAUGGCUAGUGGGAAGAGUGCCCUCCUGGAUUGCCCCUAAUCUCAUCACCAUCAUUGGAUUGUCAAUAAACAUCUGCACGACUGUUCUAUUAGUCUUCUACUGCCCUACAGCUACAGAGCAGGCACCUCUGUGGGCAUAUAUUGCUUGUGCAUGUGGCCUUUUCAUUUACCAGUCUUUGGACGCUAUAGAUGGGAAACAGGCAAGAAGAACCAAUAGCAGUUCUCCUUUGGGAGAACUUUUUGAUCAUGGUUGUGAUUCACUAUCAACAGUUUUUGUGGUUCUUGGAACUUGUAUUGCGGUACAACUGGGAACAAACCCUGAUUGGAUGUUUUUUUGUUGUUUUGCUGGGACCUUCAUGUUCUAUUGUGCACACUGGCAAACAUAUGUUUCUGGAACAUUGCGAUUUGGAAUAAUUGAUGUGACUGAAGUGCAAAUCUUCAUAAUAAUCAUGCAUUUGCUGGCAGUGAUUGGAGGACCACCUUUUUGGCAAUCGAUGAUUCCAGUGCUGAAUAUCCAAGUGAAAAUUUUUCCUGCACUUUGUACUGUAGCAGGGACCAUAUUUUCCUGUACGAAUUACUUCCGUGUAAUCUUCACAGGUGGUGUUGGAAAAAAUGGAUCAACGAUAGCAGGAACAAGUGUCCUUUCUCCUUUUCUCCAUAUUGGAUCAGUGAUUGCAUUAGCUGUAAUGAUCUACAAGAAGUCAGCAGUCCAGCUUUUUGAAAAGCACCCCUGUCUUUAUAUACUGACAUUUGGUUUUGUAUCUGCUAAAAUCACCAACAAGCUUGUGGUGGCACACAUGACUAAAAGUGAAAUGCAUUUGCAUGACACAGCAUUCAUAGGCCCGGCACUUUUGUUUCUGGACCAAUAUUUUAACAGCUUUAUUGAUGAAUAUAUUGUACUUUGGAUUGCACUGGUCUUCUCUUUGUUUGAUUUGAUUCGCUACUGUGUUAGUGUCUGCAACCAGAUUGCGUCUCACCUGCACAUACAUGUCUUCAGAAUCAAGGCCUCUACAGCGCAUUCUAAUCAUCAUUAAUGACAUAAUUGGUGUGAUGUAGGAAACUCAUGUUUUCUGCAGAAAAGAAUCGGAACACAUUAAGGAGAAUGGGGCAGACAAGAACAAAUAUAAUUUAUAAUAAUCAAUGUUGUAUAACUUUUAUUCUUUGUUAUUGGUAACACUGUCCUGUGUGAGAAUGGGAAUUUCAAGUCCCAUCCUAGAAAUUGUACAUGUCAUACAGGAUUUGGCCCAAGAAAGCAUGCAGGAAAAAAAUGCCAUGUGUUUGUAAUUAUCCUGGAUUCAUCCAGAAUAAAAUCGUUAUGGGGCGCAGAUCCCCAGUGGUGGAGAUUUCUAAUGUCGAAUAUUUACAGGCCAAAAGAUGGUUGCUUUAUAAUUUUAACACAUCGUCAUCUUUUAGUGACAUCCUUGUUUAGUGUCUUCUCAAGCUUUCUUUACUAAGGAGCUCGGCUUGUGGCACAGAUAUAUCCCACUAGCUUAUGAGGUGGAACUAGUGAUAAACACCGUGAAUUUGAAUUGAAAGGCUUCCUAUCUUUACCUUGUCAAGGAAGUCAUUUUUUUAUUGCUCAAGAAAUGUAUCUCUCACGGGCUGGGAAAUCCUGUUAGCAUGCAGAAUAAUGUGGUAAUUUUGUCGAUCCAUUUUAUUUUUUUAAAUAAAUAUAUGAUCUGAAAGCCAGCCUUUUUCUCAAUUUUAUUCAGUGGAAAGAUAAACUAGGUUUUAAUGUCAGUUUUAAAACUUUAAGCAAAAUUUAUUCUUUAAUAAAUAAGAAAACUCGGUCAGCUGCA